GUGGAUCUCGGCCAGGUUAUUAGCACCGAUUCUGGUGUUAUUCGUUCAGUGUCCGUUAUGAACAGCAACCGUGUGGCCGUGAACGUGCGCAAGAGCCAAUUAAUUGGUAUCGGUAUCGUCGAGGAAAAUGUUCACGACGACUAUUGCAUCGCCUUCCGAGGAAUACCGUACGUGAAACCGCCGGUCGGUAAACUAAGAUUCAAGGAUCCGGCCCCACCGGACUAUGGUCCGACAGCAGUGAUGCUUCGAAACACGGAAACGUCGACGCUCAGGUGGAUGUUAUCACGCGCGAAUUGAUCGGCACCAAGGAUUACCUCUACUUAAACGUGUACACCAUAGACGUCGAAUCACGGAGAAAACGUCCGUUCAUUAUGGUCUUAUCAUCUGGAUAUCAUUAUAUGAAUUAUCAUCUUGAUUAAAAUUCGGAUUCUAUGAAAUAAAUGCAAUUUUAAUA
Nylanderia fulva is the source of this 454-nucleotide messenger RNA. The record is from RefSeq and is a predicted model, not a curated record. NCBI's taxonomy places the organism in Eukaryota, Metazoa, Arthropoda, Insecta, Hymenoptera, Formicidae.